This is a messenger RNA of Papaver somniferum (opium poppy), 1560 nucleotides long. RefSeq names its product 3-oxoacyl-[acyl-carrier-protein] reductase 4-like. The transcript has 11 exons. NCBI's taxonomy places the organism in Eukaryota, Viridiplantae, Streptophyta, Magnoliopsida, Ranunculales, Papaveraceae. The record is from RefSeq and is a predicted model, not a curated record. Gene Ontology annotation, biological process: fatty acid biosynthetic process. The coding region runs from base 229 to 1194 and encodes 321 amino acids. Gene Ontology annotation, molecular function: 3-oxoacyl-[acyl-carrier-protein] reductase (NADPH) activity; NAD binding.
AAAAAAACAAAAAAACAAAAAAAAAAGAAGGAAAAAUAGGAUCUAAUCGUUUCGUGUUUUUUUUUUUAGGUUUCAUCGCCAUACAGAUUUUACCCACGGAGGUUCCAAGAGCGCCAUUUUCUUUUGUCCUUUUACCUAUCUUUUUAUAUAAACCCGAUACUGGCGAUCUCGUUUACCUCUUCUUCUUCCAAAUUCUUGAUUCAAAGAUUAUCAUCUAGAGUUCCUUUCAUGGCUACUGCUACUGGAUCCGCUAUCACUUGUGUCGGAAGAACAAUUUCGACUCAAUCUGAAUCUCGAAAGAUCCUUAACUUUCCUCACUUCACUCCCAUUUCUUCGAUUCGAUCUUUUCCUGCUUUACAAUGUAGAUCAAUUAAUUAUUCUUCUUCAUCAAGUGGAGUAAGAACUCAAGCUACUGCAGCGGUUGAAGCAGCGACUGUGGAAGUGGCUAAAGAUGUAGAAUCUCCAGUGGUUAUUGUUACUGGAGCUUCUAGAGGCAUUGGGAAGGCUAUUGCUUUGUCCUUGGGUAAAGCUGGUUGUAAGGUCCUUGUCAAUUACGCAAGGUCUUCAAAAGAAGCUGAAGAAGUUUCAAAAGAGAUUGAAGCUUGUGGGGGUCAAGCUCUUACUUUUGGGGGAGACGUUUCAAAAGAAGAAGAUGUCAAUGCUAUGAUUAAAACUGCAGUUGAUGCAUGGGGAACAGUGGAUGUCUUGGUUAAUAAUGCAGGAAUUACUCGAGAUGGUUUGUUGAUGAGAAUGAAGAAGUCUCAGUGGCAGGAUGUUAUUGACUUGAAUCUUACAGGUGUAUUUCUGUGUACACAAGCAGCAGCUAAAAUUAUGAUGAAGAAGAAAAAGGGAAGAAUUAUCAACGUAGCAUCCGUUGUUGGCUUGAUUGGCAAUGCUGGACAAGCCAAUUACAGUGCUGCAAAAGCAGGAGUCAUUGGCUUCACCAAGAGUGUUGCUAAGGAAUAUGCUAGCAGGAGUAUCAAUGUAAAUGCUAUCGCCCCAGGGUUCAUUGCGUCUGAUAUGACUGCCAAACUUUCAGAAGAUAUUGAGAAGAAAAUCUUAGAGACAAUUCCCUUGGGACGUUAUGGACAACCAGAAGAAGUUGCUGGUCUAGUGGAAUUUUUGGCUCUUAAUCCUGCUGCUAGUUAUAUUACAGGACAGGUGUUCACAAUAGAUGGAGGUAUGGUGAUGUAAGAAGCUCCAAUACCCCUCUUCCCUCGAUAGCGACUCAAACCUGAAACCUUUUUAGGGACAGAUAUAAACGAACCGUCAAGUUCCACCAAAUGUUACAUGGGACUGGUUAUUUCAAGCCAUGUUUGCGAUUAAGGAAAAUACCAAGUAGAUAACACUGAUGACCAAAUAUCCAAUCUGACUGUCCAUUUGGGGGACCACAUUUGCUUAAAAUUCAGCUGUUUGUCUUCUUUUUUUGCCUUCUCUCUUUUUAGUUACUUAGCCAAACUAAUGAGUUUAAUUGCUGUCAGGUUUUUGUUAAUUGUAAAAACUUGCUGAGUGAUUGGUGCUUGUCUAGUUAUUGUGUCCAAUAUUAUGUCUACUUCAUCA